GUGAGGUUGGUCCCGACAGCGCAAGCUCUAAUUUCUGAGACUUGAUUGACCUUGUUACUGUCACGUAGAGGUCAGCAUAAAAUCAGUUUGCCUAAAAUUUUCAUCAGAUUCUAACGAAAGUUUGCACUUUCGAGCGGGUCGUGAGAAAUAAUAGCUGCCUGUUCAAUUAUACGGUAAAAUCCGCUGAACAAUACACUUUUUGCGAAAGAUGGCCGCCAAGUACCGCAUCGUUAUGGUCCGCCACGGCGAAUCCGAGUGGAACCAGAAGAAUCUGUUCUGCGGUUGGUUCGACGCGAACCUCAGCGAUAAGGGAAAAGAGGAAGCGCUUGCCGCUGGAAAAGCCGUAAAGGAGGCCGGAUUGAAGUUUGACGUCGCGCACACUUCUCUGUUGACCCGCGCCCAGGUCACCUUGAACUCGAUUCUAACCGAGUCUGGACAAACCGGCAUUCCAACUGAGAAGACAUGGCGCCUCAACGAGCGUCACUACGGCGGUCUGACCGGGCUGAACAAGUCGGAAACUGCGGCCAAGUACGGUGAGGAGCAGGUUCUAAUCUGGCGUCGCAGCUUCGACGUUCCACCGCCGAACAUGGAACCGGACCACGCCUACUACAACGCCAUCGUUAAGGAUGAACGCUACAAGGGCGAUCCGAAGCCGGAAGAGUUCCCGAUGGCUGAAUCGCUCAAGCUUACCAUUGCCCGUACUCUGCCAUACUGGAACGAUGUCAUCAUUCCCCAAAUGAAGGCCGGUAAAAAUAUCAUCAUUGCUGCCCACGGAAACAGCUUACGUGGUAUUGUUAAGCAUUUGGACCAGAUGACCGACGAGGCCAUCAUGGGAUUGAAUCUGCCCACCGGCAUUCCGUUCGUCUAUGAACUGGACGAGAAUCUGAAGCCCGUCGUUUCGAUGAAGUUCCUUGGUGACGAAGAGACGGUCCGCAAGGCCAUCGAAUCGGUCGCCAACCAGGGAAAGGCUAAGUAAAUAUCCGUAAGCAUUGAUCCUGCGAUCGAUGUGUUAAAAUAUUAUUCAAGCAUAAAGUAAUGACACAGUGUUCGGAUCAUAAGAUAAAUCAAUGUUGUGCUGUUGUGGAACAAUUCACACCAAAUACAAGAAAGUUAUUGAAUAAAAUCCUUUGUCAACCUAGUCCAGAAUAUGGA
Culex quinquefasciatus (southern house mosquito) is the source of this 1152-nucleotide messenger RNA. RefSeq names its product phosphoglycerate mutase 2. The transcript is spliced from 2 exons. Gene Ontology annotation, biological process: glycolytic process. The coding region runs from base 209 to 976 and encodes 255 amino acids. The record is from RefSeq and is a predicted model, not a curated record. Gene Ontology annotation, molecular function: intramolecular phosphotransferase activity. NCBI's taxonomy places the organism in Eukaryota, Metazoa, Arthropoda, Insecta, Diptera, Culicidae.